CAUAAAGUGGGGGAGGCGGGACUUCCUUUGCCCACUUUGACGUACAACUAGUGCGAGAUUUGACCGAUCAGGGUGUGUUUUUUAUUUUUUUAGCGAAAUUUAGUCAAAAGCAAACUCUCCAGUCCGCUAAACAGCGGCGAUCUCAUCGUCCUUCAAUCAUAUUUACGGUUUGCCUCGAUAUUUCGCCUUAAAAGCGGCUUCUUCACGGGUACAUCGCGUCGUUGUAUGUGCGGUAAUAACAUGUCGGCGCCCCUACCUGCCAUUGUGCCUGCUGCCCGCAAAGCCUCCGCGGCGGUGAUCUUCCUGCAUGGCCUCGGUGACACGGGUCACGGCUGGGCAGAAGCCUUCAGUGGUAUCAGGAUUCCACACGUCAAGUACAUUUGUCCACAUGCCCCUAUCAUGCCUGUCACGUUAAAUAUGCGAAUGUCCAUGCCUUCCUGGUUUGACAUUUACGGCUUGAGUUCAGAAGCGCAAGAAGAUGAGGCCGGCAUCAAGAGAGCGUCAGACAACCUUAAAGCCAUGAUCGACCAGGAAGUAAAGAAUGGCAUUCCAUCCCAUCGAAUCAUCCUGGGUGGAUUCUCGCAGGGUGGCGCUCUGUCGCUCUACACGGCUCUGACCAGCCAACAGAAGCUCGCCGGGGUGGUGGCCCUCAGCUGCUGGCUUCCCCUUCGCAAUGCCUUUCCUCAGGUAGCGGGAGCCGGCGGCUCCAGUAAGGACGUGACCGUGCUGCAGUGCCACGGCGACGCCGACCCGCUGGUGCCGUUCUCUUUCGGCAGUCGCACCGCCGAAAAGCUGAAGAGCCUUCUGGGCCCCGACAAUGUCAUCUUCAAGACGUACCCUGGCCUGUCGCACAGCGCCUGUCCAGAGGAAAUGGUGGACAUUAAACGUUUCAUCGAGAAGCAGCUGCCCGCCAUCAGAGACGAAUGAACUCCGGUUGGACACGGCCCGAGGACACUUGACGACAGCAAACACGCCUCCUCCGCUGCGCAAGAGGUGCGCGGGACCGCUUCACGUUGCGCUCCGGACGAGGUUCCUCCACCCCGCCCCGCCCUGGAGUGACAUUAUGGUAGCGUGACAUCACUCGCUUGAUUGUGAUGCUAAAAGCCAUUUCCUGGACCGGGGCUAUCUCGAGCUGUACUUUUUACGCACAAUAAACGGCCUAUUAGUUUUU
Messenger RNA from Syngnathus typhle (broad-nosed pipefish), 1171 nucleotides. Its product is annotated as acyl-protein thioesterase 1-like. Gene Ontology annotation, biological process: protein depalmitoylation. Gene Ontology annotation, cellular component: cytoplasm. Gene Ontology annotation, molecular function: palmitoyl-(protein) hydrolase activity; carboxylic ester hydrolase activity. The record is from RefSeq and is a predicted model, not a curated record. NCBI's taxonomy places the organism in Eukaryota, Metazoa, Chordata, Actinopteri, Syngnathiformes, Syngnathidae. The coding region runs from base 226 to 927 and encodes 233 amino acids. The transcript is spliced from 9 exons.